Messenger RNA from Caenorhabditis briggsae, 474 nucleotides. NCBI's taxonomy places the organism in Eukaryota, Metazoa, Nematoda, Chromadorea, Rhabditida, Rhabditidae. The transcript is spliced from 3 exons. The record is from RefSeq and is a predicted model, not a curated record. Bases 1 to 474 code for a protein of 157 amino acids.
AUGAAAUUGGAAGCCUCUUCUUCGCCAUCAAACUAUGUCAUCUUUCAUCUGCUCCAUUUCUUCAAUUUUUUCAUUUUCUUCGUUGUCAUUCUGAUGUCUGGAUGCAGCAAGAAGAAGGCAAAGACGAGCAAGGAAAUGAGCAAAAAGAGUCAAGAGAGCUCAGCUCCAGCGAAAUCUGUUCAACAAGAGAUUCCUGAGCCACCGAAACCAGCCGAACCGGAGACUCCGAAAAAGGAAGAAGCUCCGGCACCACCGGCUGAGAAACCAGCUGAAAAACCAAAAGAAGAAUCAAAGAAAGAGGAAAAACCAAAAGACAAGUCCAAAAAGUCAAAUAAGAAAUCCAAAAAGUCGCAGAAGUCGAAGAAAGAUGGAGACGAGAAGAAGGAUGGAGAAGACGAUGGGUACGAGAACUGUGCUGAUAUGACUCCGGAUGAGCUGAAGAAGAUCGCCGAGCAAGCUGAUACCAAGAAGUAG